Messenger RNA from Daktulosphaira vitifoliae (grape phylloxera), 2843 nucleotides. RefSeq lists its product as uncharacterized. The record is from RefSeq and is a predicted model, not a curated record. Lineage: Eukaryota; Metazoa; Arthropoda; Insecta; Hemiptera; Phylloxeridae. The transcript has 12 exons. The coding region runs from base 650 to 2638 and encodes 662 amino acids.
ACAGCGCAACGUUCUAUGUGCAUUUCUAACCAUAUUUAAAAAAACAAUUUAAAUUUUAUAAUAAAAAAUUUUUAUAGUUUUAAUGAUUAUUUAUUAUUGAUUCAUGUAUUAAUAUUUUUUUUUUUCAAAUUAUUUUAUGAAAAAAUUAUAUUACUCCAAAAGGCUAUCAAACAUACUAAAUUAUUAUAAAAUAAGGUUCAUAGCGACCUCUCCCAAAGGGGAGGUUUUCUUAACCAUUGAUAGUCCGGGACGGUUAGUCCAUCGCCAAAGAUAGUGAUUCCAAUCUCGGAACUGAUCUCUCGUUCAGCAAAUAAAACUGCCCAUGACCUAGUUCUGAACUCCAGGCAUUUCGCGUCAAGAACUACCACAUUACCGACUUGACCACACCGUUCCUCAAUUUCAUCGAUGUGAUUAAAAACAUUCUAUACAUCAGAAAAUUUGUUGCAUUGGUUAUUUCAAUUAACUUUGUUCGUGAUAUUUGCAAUAUAGUUGAGUAAUUGAAAAGCUGAUUUAAAAAAACGUAAUUGAAAGUACAUUGACAACUGUGACAAAAAAAUUACAAACAUUAUUGAGGCAUUUCAAACUUUUUGUGUUUAAUACAAAUAGUUAAAAUGUGUGUACAUUACAUUUGGAUUCAAUAUCAAAGAGCAUGAAGUAUAAAAAAAUUGGUUUACAAGUAAAAGAACCAUACUACUUUUUACAAUACUUAUUUGUUUUUGUAACAACAAUUGUAAUAGUUACCGUAUAUCACGUUCAACGGGAAUUGGUUAGACCAAAAUUAGAGCAUUUAGUGAUAUAUCAAAAUUUAACCGAACGGGAUUCAAGAGUAAAUUGUCAAUUCCCUAUUUUACAUCCGUUUCAUGCAUCAAUUCUAAAAUACGUCUUCAUACCAAAACCAAUAAGAUGUAUGGAAAGGUCAUAUCGUUUGACAUUUAUCGACAUGAACACUGGGCUUCUACAAUUCAACAAGUCAGGUUUCAAAGAAUCAGGGUAUUCUCUAAAAUCAAAUGGUCUCAAAUGUAAUUAUCAAGAAAUCUAUCGUCCAAAGAAUGACGAUUUUCAUGUGAUAUAUGGACCACAGAUUCCUAUUAUUGAUCUCCAUGAACCUCAAACCGACUUUGUUUUUGUAUCUUGUGUUAAUUUUAUUGGUUUAACGGUGUAUAGCAAUUUCCACGCCUACGCCAGGAGGAGACCAGAAGUUAGAAAAUUUAAAAAUCAUGAUGAAUUAGGAGUAGCUGUCAUUGGCAUUGAUUCGAUAUCUCGGCUGAACUUUAUGAGGCAAAUGCCUAAAUCUUAUAAUUUUUUAACUAAAGAAAUUGAUGGAGAUGUAAUGUAUGGUUUCACCAAAGUUGGCGAAAAUACAUUUCCGAACGUUAUUCCAAUGUUAACAGGCCGACCUUUUCUAACUGAACAUAAUAACAGGUUUGAUGAUUGGCCUUAUAUAUGGAAAGAUUUCUUUAGAGAAAAAGUAGCAACUCUUUAUGCAGAAGAUCAACCCGAAUUUAAUAUGUUCGAUUAUUUAGCCAAAGGAAUAACAAUACAACCUACUUUACACUACAUGCGUACCUUUUGGUUGGCUGUUGAACAAUCAAUGUUGUACAAAAUGAGCUCACCGAGUUGUCUUGGACCUACGCCUAAGCAUUUAAUUUAUUUUGAUUACUUAAAAUCUUUUAUGAAAGUAUACCGAGAUUCACCAAUAUUUUUAUUUUCCCUGUUUAAUGAAGCUAGUCAUGAUUUUGUUAACACAGUUGGAGUAAUCGAUUUGGAUUACAUGAAUUUUUUGAAAUCUUCUUUUGAAGAGGGAUUAUUUAAUCGAACUAUUGUCUUUGUAUUGGGUGACCAUGGAAAUCGAAUGGAUUUCAUCCGUCGAACUAAAAUCGGAACUAUAGAAGACCGAAUGCCAAUGGUUACGUUAAUAACUCCUGAAUGGGUAAAAGUCACGUAUCCAUCUUGGAAAUCAUCUCUUCGUGAUAAUCGUAUGAGACUGACCUCUACUUUUGAUAUCUAUGCAACCUUUAGACACGUAUUGAGUACGAUAAAUGGCCUGAAUCCAUCAACUGUAAUUUAUCAAAAAGCAUUAGAAGAAAUCAAUAAUAGUAUUGUUAAAAGUCAUUUCUCAGAAAAGAGCACUGGAAUAUCUUUAUUUAACUCUAUUCCAUUAACUAGGGAUUGCAAUGAAGCUGGUAUACCACAAUGGAUUUGUGUUUGUCAUGAAGGAAAACAAAAACAACUAGAUCCAAAUCAUCCUUAUAGUCUUGCUGCUACAAAUAAAGUCUUAAAUUAUUUCAAUGAAUUACUAGAGGAUCUUCAAGAAUGUGCGAAGAUGAAACUAGCUUUUGUGGAAGAUGUUUAUUUGUAUGAAACUCCUCAAAAAUACAACAACAAAGUCUACGAAAAAUCAGUUCAAGUAACGUUUAAAGCUCAACCUGGAGAUGGGUAUUUUGAAGCAACAUUAGGUAUAGAAACCAAGUCACAAGAUAAUGACGAAGAUUUUGUUAUAAUUGGUCAAGUAUUUAGAAUUAAUAAAUACGGACACCAAGCAGAUUGUUUACCUAGAAUAAAACUUGCGAAAAUGCCAAUUUUGAAAGAAAUGAACACUCAAUGUAACAUUGUUUUGAACAAAAUUCAACGUAAAUAACUGAUUUAAAAGACAAAAUUCAAUAAGAUUUCAGUUAAAUCGAUGUCAUAUAAUCGACAGUUAAUGACCAUUCAAUCACGUGACGAAUUUUACUCUCUUUGACAUUUAGAUUAGACCGCACAUGCCUCAACUAUAAAUAGUUUUUGACAGCAGUAGAAUGAAGUGAACCGACUUACAAUUAACCGGCAAGCCGGUACACGUAAAG